This is a messenger RNA of Haliaeetus leucocephalus (bald eagle), 444 nucleotides long. It is a transcript of the gene PLA2G1B, whose product is annotated as phospholipase A2, group IB (pancreas). Gene Ontology annotation, molecular function: calcium ion binding; phospholipid binding; signaling receptor binding. The record is from RefSeq and is a predicted model, not a curated record. Gene Ontology annotation, biological process: positive regulation of fibroblast proliferation; arachidonate secretion; phospholipid metabolic process. Lineage: Eukaryota; Metazoa; Chordata; Aves; Accipitriformes; Accipitridae. The coding region runs from base 1 to 444 and encodes 147 amino acids. The transcript is spliced from 4 exons.
AUGAAGUCCUUGGCCCUGCUUUUCCUCCUGUCUGUGGGCGCAGCCAGUGCUGCUGUCUCACCCAGGGCCGUGUGGGAGCUUCGCAGCAUGAUCAAAUGCACCAUCCCAGGCAGCCAUCCUCUGCUGGAAUUCGGUGACUACGGCUGCUACUGCGGCUUGGGAGGCAGUGGGACUCCAGUGGAUGAGCUUGACAGGUGCUGUCAAGCACACGAUGAGUGCUACUCGCGGGCACGUAAACUAGAAGCAUGCAGAUCCAUCUUGGACAAUCCCUACACAGAGCUGUACAGGUUCAGCUGCUCCAAGGGGCAGAUCACAUGUAACAGCAAGAACCACGAGUGCGGGAUGUUCGUCUGCAACUGCGACCGCACGGCUGCCAUGUGCUUCGCCAAGGCGCCCUACAAUCCCGAGCACAACAGGCUGGACACCGAGAAAUACUGCCACUAG